CUCUUCUCUGCAACUCUCUCUUCUUCCUUCACAUUCCUUGCUGAGACGAUCUAGUUGUUGUACCUAGGCAAACGGACGGAAGAAGAUUCGAUUUGCUGUCUUGGCUCUUCUAGCCCACGGGUUCUUCUAGCUCUUCCAAGUGCCAACAUCUGCGUCGUUGGCAAGGCUUCUAACAAAGCAGCCAUGACCUGGUUCCCUGACAAAUCAUCUGGGAAAAAGGUGUUUCCAAAGCAAUAUAUUCAUGGUUCAUUUGAAGUCUCUUCUGUUAAAUAAGGAUCUUGGACAUCUUUCUUACUUCAUUGGGCUUGAGAUCACUCGCACAGAUCCUGACAUUUUCUUAGUCAGCGUAAAUAUAUCUCUGGACUUUUGGCUGAUCACCAGUUUGAUGAGUGCACUCCUGUUCGAACCC
Molecule: messenger RNA, 409 nt
Organism: Linum tenue
Lineage: Eukaryota; Viridiplantae; Streptophyta; Magnoliopsida; Malpighiales; Linaceae
Source: the annotation of a GenBank genome assembly